This is a messenger RNA of Hippopotamus amphibius kiboko, 1673 nucleotides long. RefSeq names its product transmembrane protein 213 (gene TMEM213). The coding region runs from base 16 to 339 and encodes 107 amino acids. The record is from RefSeq and is a predicted model, not a curated record. The transcript is spliced from 3 exons. Lineage: Eukaryota; Metazoa; Chordata; Mammalia; Artiodactyla; Hippopotamidae.
GCCUCACCCCUCAGCAUGAAGUGCCUCAGCUCUGCACCCUGGGCCACCUUGGUCCUCAGCCUGGCCUUUGCCUCCUUCCACCUGGCUUGCUUGGCAGAAGCAAGGAGCAGCAGCAACUCAACCUUGACCAUCCAGCAUCCAGACCUUGAGACCCUGGAGCAGUGCCCCAAUGUCGAUUUCUGCCCACAAGCAGCCCGGUGUUGCCACACCGGAGUGGAUGAAUACGGCUGGAUUGCGGCUGCCGUUGGUUGGAGUCUCUUGUUUCUCACCCUCAUCCUGCUCUGUGUGGACAAACUGAUGAAGCUAACUCCAGAUGAGCCCAAGGACUUGCAAGCAUGAGACAGAAUCUAGUCCCAAGAACGUCAGUCACCACCAAGUUGUGGGUAAUAGCAGGAGGAGAUAGCGCUAAUGUGAUUUCCAUUAUUUUAAAGUCUGUUCACCCUUUUUUGUUUGUUCGGGUUGGGUUGUUUUGGGGGGUUUUUUUUUGGUGGUUUGGGGGUUUUUUGUGUGUUUUUUGUUUUGGGUGUUUUUUUUUUUUUUUUGGCGGGGUAGGGGUGUUUUGGCCAUGCCAUGCAGCUUGUGGGAUCUUAGUUGCUCAACCAGGGAUCAAACCCAAGUCCUCAGCAGUUAAAGCGCAGAGUCCUAACCACUGGACCACCAGGGAAUUCCCAGUUUUUUCAUUCCUAAGCUUUGGUUACUUGUAAAAGGGAAAGAAAAAGAAAAGGGGGACUCCAAGGAAGACAAGACCAGGGCUGCCAUCAGGGCUAAUUUCAAAAAGCACUUGGGCCAUUUAUAAUCUAAUAUCUCUCCAAUCAUCUCAUUUCUCAAGAUGGUCCCCAUGGGAAUUGCUUGUAUUUUAACCGUCACUUUCUUCUGGCUUCCAAGAGUGUGGUACAGAAGAAACAUAAGCUUCUGUCUUUUAGUCAACACAUUCGAAACAAAACUCAGAACCUUCUCACCACAAACAGGGCAUUGUCCUUUGUCCCUUACUUCAGUCAAGGGCGUCACUGUCGUUUCAAAAUAUGAGAGUCACCUCGGACACCCCCAGCUUCCUCACCCCCAGGCCUGACGCUUCUCCAGCUCUUGUUCUUUCUUCCACGGCUAUCCUGUCCAACCUCCCUGCCAGCACCCUAGUUCCGGCCUUCACUACAAGGCCCCACUACCAUGUCAGGAAUAUUUCAUUUCAUUCUCCCUGCCUUCAGGAUCUGCACCCCACCCCAGCUUGUCACUACCCUCAUCCCAAUGUCUUCCACUUCUCUGCUGUCAUUCCUUCUUCUAGGGUAACUACUCCACCUUCAGAAUGAAGGCCAUUCCUCAGAGUCCAGUUCUUUUUUUUUUUUUUUUUUGGCACACGGGUUUAGUUGCUCCGUGGCAUGUGGAAUCUUCCUGGAGCAGGGAUCGAACCUGUGUCCCCUGUAUUGGCAGGCAGAUUCUUAACCACUGCGCCACCUAGGAAGUCCUCCAGUUCUAAUGCUUGCUCUGCCUGCAGCCUUCUCUGCUUGUCUUUGGGGACCAGGAGGUGGCGGUCUUAGGGCAUGUCUGUGCUGCCCUGAGCACAGCCAUUGUGAAUGGGUUUCUUCACAAUCAACUUAUACUUCCUCAUGCUCCGGGGGCAUAGAAAGCUCUUCAUGAUAUUUUCCAAUGAAUGAAUGAAUAAACCAGUGAAUGAGUUC